AUGGCCGAUCUAACGUGGGAUGAGCUUUCAAAAGCACGAACGACUGACGUAGGACGUCUCAGAAGACAGGCUUACGCUGGCUCUCCGAAGAGAACAUAUGCCCUGCACUCGUCGUAUACGAAACCAGAAGCCUUCGUCGAAGCGAAUCCAACUUGUGACUGUCAAGCAUACAAUCAAUGUCCUCCUGGACCACCUGGGCAACCUGGAAGACCUGGAGCAGACGGUGAACCGGGUAGUCCUGGCAAGCCUGGAGCGCCCGGACUGUCUGGAAUUGCCCCUCCUGUCACAAUCAAUGCGGAGCAAGGCUGUCGAGUUUGCCCUCCUGGGCCACGUGGCCCUCCAGGACCUCCAGGUCAGCCUGGAGUGACGGGAGACGAUGGAAUGCCAGGAAAUCCUGGUCGAAAUGGCGAAACAGGAAGGGAAGGAUAUCCUGGUCAGCCUGGAAUUCCUGGAGAAAGCGGCAAACCAGGACGAGUUGGAGACCCGGGUGCUCCUGGUAGAGACGGUACGCGUGGCGUUAAAGGACCUGUCGGAGAGAAAGGGGAUCCUGGACCCCAAGGACAGAAAGGUCCAGCUGGAUAUCCGGGACGAGACGGACAACGUGGAAACGACGGUGAGGCUGGGCCAUCUGGACCACCUGGGCAAAUGGGAAUGCCUGGAGAGCAGGGUCAACAAGGUAUAGCUGGAGCUCCUGGACAGCCCGGACCGGAUGGAUCCUACUGCAAGUGUCCAGAACGAAGUCUUGGUGUUAACAAAGUAAGGCCUACGGUCGCACAACCGUCAGCGUACAAAACGGCAGCACCAUCUCGUGUAAGGCGUUCCACUUCGAUUCCAUAUAAUCUUUAA
Molecule: messenger RNA, 846 nt
Organism: Angiostrongylus costaricensis
Lineage: Eukaryota; Metazoa; Nematoda; Chromadorea; Rhabditida; Metastrongylidae
Source: the annotation of a GenBank genome assembly